Rotaria sp. Silwood2 is the source of this 969-nucleotide messenger RNA. The record is from the annotation of a GenBank genome assembly. NCBI's taxonomy places the organism in Eukaryota, Metazoa, Rotifera, Eurotatoria, Philodinida, Philodinidae.
AUGAAACAAAAUAACGCAACAUCGCCAACUGCCAUGCGACGAAGACGACGUAUGACUGAGAACUAUAUGGUUAUUUGGGUUGAUGGUAACAUUGAUCUAGAAAAUGAAGAUUAUCAAAAUACACUCGUGCAAUUGCGUGAUGUCGCCAUCGACGUACUCAUAUGUACAGAAGCAACACAAUGUAUCAUAUUUCUAAAUGACAUGGAUAAUGAAAAAGUUUUCAUUAUCUCUUCUGGAACCAUAGGGCAGCAUCUUAUACCAGAUAUUCAUGACAUGCCAUAUAUACAUGCUAUUUACAUUUUUUCUGACAACAAACAAAGACACGAAGCAUGGUCUAAGAAUUGGGGAAAAAUCAAAGGUGUCUACACAUCGAUCACGCCUAUCUGCGAUGCACUGCAAAUAGCUAUCAAGCAAUGCAAUCAACAUAAUAUAUCGGUUAGUAUUAUGGAUGUGAAUGCAGAUGGUUUUAGCGAAGAUCUCAAUCAGCUAGAACCUUCCUUCAUGUAUUCCCAAAUAUUCAAAGAAAUCCUUCUCAAUAUGAAAUAUAGUCAAAAUGCCUUCAGAGAUUUGGUCAGAUUUUGCCAACAAGAAUACGAAGAUGAUAGUAGAGAACUCAAAUUUAUUGAUGAAUUUCAACGUACUUAUCGUCCAACAACAGCAAUUUGGUGGUAUACGUCCGACUGCUUUGUAUACAAAAUGCUCAAUUAUGCAUUAAGAAAACUUGAUGGUGACAUCAUUAUAAGAAUGGGAUUUUAUCUUUGCGACGUACAUAGAAAAAUUACAUAUUUAUAUAAGAAGCAGAUUAGUCAGUGUCAUGGUCAAAUCUUUCUUGUUUAUCGAGGUCAAGGACUAUCGACAACAGACUUCAAAAAGCUCACUAAAAAUCAAGGUGGACUCAUUGCUUUUAAUAGUUUUUAUCCACCAGUAAGAAUCGCAAUGUCUCGCUCGAAUUCGCCAUGGAUGGCUUAG